Messenger RNA from Fusarium sp. VM40, 1335 nucleotides. NCBI's taxonomy places the organism in Eukaryota, Fungi, Ascomycota, Sordariomycetes, Hypocreales, Nectriaceae. The record is from the annotation of a GenBank genome assembly.
AUGUCUCAGUCAAUUGCAAGGGCACUGCCCCGCCUGACGCGUCCUUCCAACCUCUCGUUAUGGCGAAGCCUAUCACAGCACGCCAGCCGCUCAUUCUCCGCCACCUGUUCGAGACACCUUAUGGAAACAACUUCGUUCUCAGAGACGCAAUUGACAGUCCGCGAAGCUGUCAGCCAGCUGUGCUCAAACUUUGCAAACACGUACUGGCAGGAGAGGGAUCAAACCGAGACGGACCCUCACGACUUUCACGCUGCUCUAGCCCAGGAUGGAUGGCUGGGCAUAGCUCUCCCAGAGGCCCUCGGGGGGUCGGGUUUGGGCAUUUCUGAAGCCACUAUGAUGAUGCACACAAUCACGGAAAGCGGGGCGGGCAUGGCGGGCGCCCAAGCCAUCCACGCAAACGUUUAUGCGACACAGCCCUUAGCAAGAUUCGGCACCAAAGAACAGCUGGAGGGUAUUAUCCCGAAUAUCAUCAAGGGCAAAUGGCGUGUUUGCUUUGGAGUCACAGAACCGAACAGUGGUCUUGACACGCUACGGCUGUCCACAACAGCUACCAAGCAGUCCGAUGGUUCAUAUGAUAUCAGUGGCCAAAAGAUUUGGAUCACCUGUGCUCAAGUGGCAUCAAAAAUGAUUCUUUUGGCGCGGACAGCUCCAUUGGACCCGAAGAAGCCAAGCAGCGGACUGUCAUUAUUCUGUAUUGAUCUCAACCGCGACCAGCCUGGUCUGGAUUUGCGUAAGAUCAGGAAGAUGGGAGGAAAGGCUGUGGAUGCAAAUGAGGUCUUCUUCGAUAAAUAUAAUAUCCCUGCCAAUACCCUGAUUGGAGAAGAGGGCCAAGGCUUUAAGAUCAUUCUUCAUGGUAUGAAUGCCGAACGGUGCCUCCUGGCCGGGGAGGCUCUUGGACUUGGCUAUGCAGCGUUGAAAAAGGCGGCUGAGUAUGCCAAGGAUCGAAAGGUCUUCCAGCGCCCGAUCGGUCAGAACCAGGCUAUAGCACAUCCGUUGGCAGAUGCGUAUAUGCAGCUCGAAAGCGCCAAGCUGGCCACAUAUCACGCAGCCAGGCUGUACGACGAGAGUAGCAGGGACCAGGGAGAUUCUGACAUCAAGGUCAGCCCAGCCUCGGUGGGAGUUGCAUGCAACAGCGCCAAGUAUCUAGCCGCCGAAGCAGCCUUUACUGCCUGUGAGCGGGCUGUCCUGGCACACGGUGGGAUGGGGUAUGCGGCUGAAUAUGAUGUGGAAAGGUGGUUCAGGGAGUCACUCGUGCCGCGGAUUGCACCUGUGAGCCGCGAGAUGAUUCUUAACUACAUUAGCGAGAAGGUACUGGGCCUUCCUCGUAGCUAUUAG